CUGACGAUCACGAACACCCACACACGCACAUACAUUCCAUCGGUGCAGCUGUAGUCGUCGCCUUGCUGACAGAAACGGACGUGUUUUUGGAUGUAGCAGCCCGAUCCUCCGUUCAGGGAUGCUGUGAGCAGCUGUCAGCGAGUCUGCAGCUCUCCUCUCAGGGUCUUCUACAGCCCUUCUGUGAUCACGGGCCUGCCUAGCAUCUUUCAUCCAUAUCAUUCCUUUUUCCAUUCACCCAUCCUUUCCCCUAUCAUGAAAGGCCUGUCUAGUAGUCGGAGUCACCAUCAUGUGGUCUCCUAUGAACCAUCAUAUGAUCCACUGGGUCAUCAUGUUGACCGCAAGCCAUAUUUGAUCAGUCAGAUGGACAUGCCUGUACCCAUUCCCAUGCCACAUCCAGCUGAGCUGCCCUACUACAAUGCUCAGCGUACCUCGUACCCCUCUGACAGCAACAGUAUCGUCCCAUAUGGAACCUUCCCAAGGAGGUGUCACUCCACCUCUUCAUCUCACCAUCCUGAGGUAAAGGAUGAGUGUAUGGCCAUGGUACCAUAUGUAGGAGGAGGAGGAGGAGGAGGAGGAGGUGGAGGAGGCUAUGGGGGUAAAACGCCCACUCGGGUGCCAGCAAACUUUGCAGACCCGUUUGAGCGUCAGUCAUCAUUUUCCAGAGAUGGCUACCAUACACUGCAGUACAAACGAGGAGUGCUGGCCCACAGUGGGGGGAUGGGGGCAAACAACAACAACAACGACAGUCCGGGGAGAAUUCGCCACUUGGUCCACUCAGUCCAAAAACUCUUCACUAAGUCACAUUCAUUGGAGGGGCCACACCAUACACAGUCAUCUAAGGGGGCCAAUAAUGGGAGUGUUAAUGGUGGUGGUGGUGGCGGAGGAGGUGGUGGUGGUGGUUCAAGGGCCAGCCCAGAAGGUGAAACUCCACCAGUAGGAGUGCGCCACAGGAAGCGCAGCAAGAGCCGUGAACGCUGUCGAUCAGCGGAGCCCAAGCAUCGAAGCCACCACCACCACCACCACCAGCUCCACGGCUCAGCAUCUGCUCCAGGCUCUGGAUAUUGGAGCUCAGAUGACAACCUGGAACGGGAGCUGUGUCUCUACCAUCCCCACCACCACCAACCUCCACCCUCACCCUCCCCCUCCAUUUCCCCCUCCCCUAUUGCCAUGACAAUGGGCCGGUACCCUGGCAACAACCCUGACAAGUUCCCCCAGACUCCCCUCCCUAGUCUCUCCUCCUCACAGUCCCAGCAGUACUUCAUGAUGGACCCUUAUGGCACACUCAACGAGCACACAUACACCCAUGCACACCAUGGCCACACACACCACCAUUCUGCACUCAAAGCUUCCCGGAGCAACAACGAUGUGAAGUAUGCAGCAUCGCCAGCAUGUGUGCCAGUUAGUGGUAGCAGCAAUAACAGCGGUGGCGGUGUCGGUGGAGGAAGUGGCCCCUUGCUGCCACUGAGUCUUGUGGACGGGCCCCUUGUGAAGAAAGGGGCAUGGUCAUCAAGCCUAACGGUGAGCAGGGCCCGAGAGGUCUACACCAACAACAGCAGCCACAACCAGCUACGAACCAGCGCAGGAUCCGGUAACCUAAACCUAGAUAGAGCUCUAGUCAAAUCUAAGGGCAGUCAGCAGCAGGAGCGCUCUUGCCAUUUCUUACAGGUACCUCAGGAUGAGUGGGGCGGCUUCUCUCCUCUGGGGAAAGAGGAUGAUAUCCCAUGUCGGAGGAUGAGGAGCGGCAGCUACGUCAAAGCCAUGGCAGAGGACGACAGCGGAGAUUCUGACGGGAGUCCCAAACCCUCCCCUAAGAUACAGGCUCGCCGGGCCAGCUACCUGAAAGCCACACAACCAUCCCUGACUGAGAUGACCACGCUACAGAUUUCAACGGAACACUCCCCUAAACUGCAGAUCAGGAGCCACAGUUAUCUGCGUGCGGUGAGUGAGGUUUCGAUCAAUAGAAGCCUGGAUACCCUGGAUCCCAAAACCCUCCUCGACCCCAAAUCGUUGCUGUCCUCGCCCCAAUACCGCUCACGCAAUGAAAGCUACAUGAGGGCCAUGAGCACCAUCAGUCAGCUGAGUGAGGUAGAGGUGAAUGGGCAGAUUGAGCAGGUGUGUGAGCAGGUUUACAGUGAGAUGCAGUCCCAGGCCAUGGAGGCUGCCAUGGACAGUAUGGACACCAUGGACACCCUGUCUAUGCCCGGAUGCUUCCGGAUGAGGAGCCACAGUUAUGUCAGGGCAAUCGACCAGGGCUGUGCAGGGGAGGAGGAAGGAGAAGGAGGAGGACCGCUGCUCCUGCUGCCAUCAUCCCCACCACGCACAUCUGCCACCACUGUCAGGACCAUUCAGAGCAGUACAGUUUCAUCUUGCAUCACCACCUACAAGAAAACCCCUCCACCAGUGCCGCCCCGAACCUCCACCUGCUCAACAGCCUCCAAGCCAUACAUCUCCAUCACAGCCCAGAGCAGCACAGAGUCUGCACAGGAUGCGUACAUGGAAGAGGAGGGACCCAGAGGUGACAUGACCAUCCAGUCAGGGCUCAGUAACUCAACAGAAAGCAUUGACAGCAUGAAGGCCUUGACAGCUGCCAUAGAAGCUGCUAAUGCCCAGAUCCAUGGACCAGCCAGUCAGCAUGUCAGUAACAGCACCAUGACAGUCGGUGCCCCUGGAAUCCUGAGCAGGGCAUCAGCAAUAGAAGACCGCUGCGAUGAAUACAGAAAAGAAGCACUUAGGAAGGGCAAAUGUCUUUCAAUAGGCAUCCAGGUGGAUGGACCAGAGGAAAUUCCUGAUCCAGAAGACGCAUCCAAGUUUACCUCUGUAGGUGUGCAAGUGGAAGAUGACAGAGGAUAUCGCCGGUUUCAGCGCUCCAACAGUGUGACAGCAGCUGUACAGGCAGAUCUAGACAUGCCAGACCUACUAGACACGCCUCUAGACUCCCCGGACGCUGACAUGGAAGUCUUAUCAUCCGGUGCCAUCUCUCGACAAUAUUCCCGUGAUGCCGCCACCUCCACUGUCAGUAUCCAGGGCUCAGGGAACCAUUACCACGCCUGUGCCUCUGAUGAUUAUGAGGAUGUGGGCUUUGACCCAUCCAUCCUCCCCCCUCCAGACCCCUGGAUAGACAGUGUAACAGAUGACCCACUUGAUGUCGGUUUCAACAGCUCUGCUAUUUUGGAGGUGGUGCAGCGAUCUGUGUGUCAGAGAGAUGGACACUGGUUCCUGAAGCUGCUGCAAGCUGAGACUGACCGUAUGGAGGGCUGGUGUCGACAAAUGGAGCUCGACCAGCGGGAGAAUGACCUGCCUGAAGAUAUUCUUGGGAAGAUGAGGAGUGCCGUGGGAAGCGCUCAGCUUUUGAUGUCCCAGAAGUUUCAACAGUUCAGGGAGCUGUGUGAGGAGAACCUGAACCCCAAAGCCCAUCCCCGUCCGGUGGCCUCAGACCUGGCUGGUUUUUGGGAUAUGCUUCAGCUGUCAAUUGAGAACAUAAGCCUCAAGUUUGAUGAGCUUCACCAGCUGAGGGCCAACAACUGGAGACCCUUGGAUCCUCCUGAGAGAAAGGAGAGGCGGCUCCCACCUCCAGUGCCGAAAAAGCCACCCAAGGGCCCCCACCACCUUCCCCCUCUCGCCAGAGAACGCUCACUGGAGAGCUCAGAGAAACAGCGGCAGGAUGCCAGGAAGCGCCUAAUGGCUGCCAAGAGGGCAGCAUCUGUACGGCAAAACUCAGCUACUGAGAGCGCUGACAGCAUCGAGAUCUACAUCCCAGAGGCUCAGACAAGGCUAUGAGGACACUACUAGGGACAUACACAGUGAUGACAUGCAGAACACAAGUACACAUAUCAUACACAAAACACAAAAUGUAUGGUUGUCCAUACCAAGGUAUAGGGUGGAACCAAAUACAAAUCUUUUAUUUGAAUAUGCACAAUGCUCUAAACAGAAAUACAUCUACAGUUUUGCAGUAAUAUUUUCCAACCCCACUGCUGAUGUCAUGGGAAAACUGCCUAUAACAGUUAGUGUAAACGAAGCACUCGCAGAUUGUUGAUAAAAUAAGUAUGAGUAUAAUACAGUAUAAUACAGUAUAGUACAUCAUGGAGACAAUCAGGAAUCUUUCUGCUAUCCAAGAAAAAAACACAAGAACACAGCUUUUAUAUUAAAACAGAGAACAAAGGUAAUAUUUUCUAUUGUUCUGUGUUACAUAGUACAAUAAGAACAUCCCACUGAGCAGAUAAACGGCUCCAUAUUAGGGAAAACUCCAUCAAGCCUAAAUUUCAUAUACAUUAUGCAACAAGACAAAUACCCCUAAAUCUGUUUAGGAAUCAGAUUAAAAAGGACACUCUCUUACAUUUUCAUCAGAGUCAGACUUAUAUUCAGUUUUUAAUCAGUUUUCACCAGAUUAGUUGCACGGUAUGGAAUAAAGAUUGGACUUGCACAGGUACUAUUUGCAUCUAAUUAUCAGAAACUGAGGUCUAACACUGCUUGGGAUACUAAAGAACUGAAGUUAAGGAGUGCCUUAUGAGAAUAUGCUAUAGGGUCAAACACAAUUUUUCUUUUUUUCCCCCCUAAAUUCAUUUAUUUUUCUCCAAUCUUAUGCACAUUCAUCAAAACCACACAAACCAAACCUAACAAAAACAAAUGCAAAUACAUAAUACAGAUAACGCUACAUAACAUGAAAACUCCAUUUUAUUAAAAAAAAAAUCAUAAAAUCUGCUCUAUUGCAAAUCAAAGUUCUUUUCCUUUUAACCUAUCUGUCUGUUUUUAGUACUAAUCUUGAACUUUUAUUCAGACUCAGUUUAGACUUACUGUUUUCCAUUUUUUAAAACUGGAGUUCAACAAUAUAAUCCUGUUUCAUUAUUUGAUUAAAAUACUGUAUUAUAUUGUUGGCAGCUAAUCUUAAACAAAUUUUACACUAGGGUUAAAAGCCGUGUUGUUUGCCCUCUUUGCUUGAAGGUUUUAGGUAUAUUUCAGCUCACUCAAUAUUGUUGAUGUGUGUGGUUUGGCUUGCAGCAGCAUUGAUCUCAGAGGCCCAUCACACUAUCAUUUUCACUUGAGCAUCAUUGGUACUAGGUGAAAAGUUAAAUCCCGGUUUGUCAGGAACGAAGAGAUUUUCAGGGGGUGCUAAGUUAGUAUAAUUACAAUUACUACCUACUUUACUAAAUAAAUACAGUACUGUGCAAAGGUUUUAGGCACUCUAGAUGUUUAGAUUCUUAUCUAUCUUACAGCAUCAGGAGGCAUCUGAUUGGUCCCAAAUUAAUACUGCUGCAUGAGAACAAGCCCAGAUGUACUGCUAGACUUAUAAAGAACCUUCCUGCAACAGAUGGCCUGACCCACACUGAGCCCUGAUCUGAACAUCAUGGAGUCAGUCUGGAGUUUCAUGAGCAGACAAAAGACAGCAAGACAGCCUACACCCACAGAGGAACUAACAGGCAGUGGAAGAGGGGAGAGAAGGGAGAAUGCUGACUGAGUUAUACCCACAGUCUACAUCUUAUGAGUCAGUCUAAAGUUAUCCUAACUAUCUCAAGUUUAGCACAACCAGUUCACCCCACCAGAUUUGCCUAAACCCCUUGGUCCACGUCUUCAAGAACAGCCAGAAAACUGUAGUAAAAAAGAGCCUUUGCAGGUUUGCUUGAAAAAACUAGUCUACUUGUCCAUAUAGUGGGAUAAAAUGUUAGCUUACAACUUGUAACAGCUGUGUUCCAGCAUAAUCUGUUCAUAAAUACCAAGCUCACUGACUGAAAUACAUUUUUUCAUUGCUGUUGCAAGUGUUAUUGCUUAUAUAAGCCAUCUCUGCAUCAUGUUAUUCACAGACUAGAUUCGAAAUUCUUGUUUAGUGACCUAAACAAGAAUAUCAGAUAUACCAAACACAUACAGAAUACAGAUCGGUAACAAACACUAUUGCCUUGCUUAUAACCAUGUAAAUAUCAUGCUGAAUUGCGCUAAGAACUGCAAACGGUUCUUUGACCAUAAUUACCACAAGAAAUGUUAAAGGGUCACAUAAACAAACCUUUGUUGUCACCACUUAGAUAAAAUUCUGUGUCUUGGCACGUUGUCACUGUUUGAUCCAGACAAAAGCAGCUGUAGACAUAAAUAAACUGGGUCAUAGUCACUUGACAGAAGACAGUCACUUUAGGUUGUCUGCUCUAGUGCACCCCUACUAAUUUCAGCUCCACCUUAAAUCAUUUGGUUCUGGAACUAGGCCUGGCCCAAGAUGCUUGGAAAAGGCUUUACUUUUAGCUUCUAAAUGUUUUGCAAAGUAAUUCACAUUUUAAACAGUUUAAUUCCGAAAAUAUAGCAGAUUAGACUUAUGGUUAAGACCAUGCCAACUCAUAGUUAAGGAAAACCAGUCACCCAGAGUACAUCACAAACUAAAACAGUGAAAUAAACUCCCUCCUAAGAUACACAGAGAAGCACUGCAUUACAACUUUUCCAAACUGUGUGUUUAAAUUUACAACAUCCAAAAUACUUUACCCAUCAAUGACUAGCAUCAGUUGACUAUAACCGAUAAGAGCUGUCAGAAUCUCUUAAACAUUCUGACCAGUCCAAAUCCUUUAAGUCUUGUAAAUUUUGAGAUGAUGCCACUGUAAAUUAGACUUGUAGCACAUCCCAACACCCUGUCAAUGGUUCAUGGUUGAUACAGACCAAGAGUUAGUUAUACCUACAGUACAGAAGAAAAUACAUUCCUGCACAAUGUCACUAAAUUUCAAAUGAAUCAAAUUUGUGUCAGCUUACAUUAGUUGCAUUACUUCAAAUCUAAUCAGUUGUAGUAAGUAUUUGCUCUGACAAGUACUGACAGUUUGCAUUUACUAUAUUAAAAAUGUAGCCCCCCACAGUUGGAAUUCAGUGCAACAAAUGUCAGUACAGUAUUGAAAAAAAGCAUUUUGUUUCAGUACUUGAUAUGUCCACCUUUAUUUUGGUGACAAAUACAAUCCUCCUCAGUAUGGAUGAUACCAGUGCUGCACAAAAUUCUGCAGAGACAGACUUUGAUAGUUUGUAGUCUUCCCUUUUUCUUCUUUGGAAGCUCUUCUGUGAUUUUGGCAGUGUGCUUUGGAUCAGUAUCGUGCUAUAUUCCUCUUCUGCCAAGCCUCUGAAGACAAAGAGUCAUCUUGGCAUCCAGUAUCUUUGUAUAUCCAUAGGGGUUCAUGGUGCUAUUUAUACAAUAUAUUGCCAAAAGCAUUCGCUCACCUGCCUUAACUCGCAUAUGAAUGUAAAUGACAUCCCAUUCCUAAUUCAUAGGGUUCAAUAGGAUGUCGGUCCAUCCUUUGCAGCUAUAACAGCUUCAACUCUUCUGGGAAGGCUGUCCACAAGGUUUAGGAGUGUGUUUAUGGGAAUUUUUGACCAUUCUUCCAGAAGCACAUUUGUGAGGUCACACACUGAUGUUGGACGAGAAGGCCUGGCUGUCAGUCUCUGCUCUAAUUCAUCCCAAAGGUGUUCUAUCGGGUUGAGGUCAGGACUCUGUGCAGGCCAGUCAAGUUCAUCCACACCAGACUCUGUCAUCCAUGUCUUUAUGGAUCUUGCUUUGUGCACUGGUGCACAGUCAUGCUGGAAGAGGAAGGGGUCAGCUCCAAACUGUUCCCACAAAGUUGGGAGCAUGGAAUUGUCCAAAAUGUCUUGGUAUGCUGAAGCAUUCAGAGUUCCUUUCACUGGAACUAAGGGGCCAAGCCCAGUUCCUGAAAAACAACCCCACACCAUAAUCCCCCCUCCACUGAACUUUACACUUGGCACAAUGCAGUCUGACAAGUAUCGUUCUCCUGGCAACUGCCAAACCCAGACUCGUCCAUCAGAUUGCCAGAUGGAGAAGCGUGAUUGGUCACUCCAGAGAAGGCGUCUCCACUGCUCUAGAGUCCAGUGGCAGCAUGCUUUACACCACUGCAUCCUACGCUUUGCAUUGCACUUGGUGAUGUACGGCUUGGAUGCAGCUGCUCGGCCAUGGAAACCCAUUCCAUGAUGCUCUCUGCUGAAGCACUGUUCUUGAGCUAAUCUGAAGGCCACAUGAAGUUUUAAGGUCUGUAGCGAUUGACUCUGCAGAAAGUUGGCGACCUCUUCGCACUAUGCGCCUCAGCAUCCGCUGACCCCACUCCGUCAGUUUACAUGGCCUACCACUUGGUGGCUGAGUUGCUGUCAUUCCCACACACUUCCACUUUCUUAUAAUACAGCUGACAGUCGACUGUGGAAUAUUUAGGAGCGAGGAAAUGUCACGACUGGAUUUGUUGCACAGGUGGCAUCCUAUCACAGUUCCACGUUGGAAUUCACUGAGCUCCUGAGAGCGACCCAUUCUUUCACAAAUGUUUGUAAAAGCAGUCUGCAUGCCUAGGUGCUUGAUUUUAUACACCUAUGGCCAUGAAAGUGAUUGGAACACCUGAUUCUGAUUAUUUGGAUGGGUGAGCUAAUACUUUUGACAAUAUAGUGUAACUGUCAUCUCCCCAACACCUUUGUACCCAUGCAACCACAUAUCAUCACACUCUCACCUCUGUGCUUCAUUGUCAGGACUAUGCAUUCAACGUGGUAGUCCUGGUCAGGUUCAUGCCAGGACCCCAUCUAAGAUGAACAAAUUUAUCCUGGUCUCACUUGACCAGAGAAUGUGCUCCCAGUUUUCAAUAGGCUUUGUUUUAUGUUCUUUAGCUAAGUUUCAUCUUGCAGUUUUGUGCCAAAGAGCAAGAAAGGUUUUUUUGUUUGGGAACCAUCCAUAGUGCACGCCAAUUUCCACUGAAAACCCCUGUACCAAGUUUUAAACACUUUCCCUUUUGUUUUUUUAGAGCUAGCUUUUCCAAGUAGCAGACUGUGCAUAGUAUGAUCUUAGGACAGCCAUUGCCAGUUAAGUACUAGUACUGUGGCUAAUUUUAUACCUUCUAAUUACUGUUUAGAUGGAUUUUAGUUGAUCACCAAUCUUCAUGUAUCCCUUUUCAUCCUUUUGAAAGGAUACAUGAAAAAAAUUACUUUCGCUGGCACUUUAAUACAAUACAGUCAAGUCCACAAAUAUUUGGACACAGACACAAUUUUCAGCAUUUCGGCUCUGUACACCAUCACAAUGAAUUUGAAAUGAAAAUAUCAAAAUGUGCUUUAAGUACAGACUUUCAGCUUUAAUUUGAGAGAAUUUACAUCCAAAUCAGGUAAACGAUGGAAGAAUUACAACGCAUUUUAGAUAUACCCUCCACCUUUUAAUAAUUGGACAAUUGGCUGCUCAGCUCUCCCAUGGCCAGGUGUGUUAUUCACUCAUUAUUCCAUCGUUUGGAAUCUGGUGAGGUCAACUCCUUUAAAUAUGAAGUCAUUAUCAGUGAAGCUAGCCAUCAUUAGGCUGAAAAAUCAAAACAAACCCAUCAGAGACAUAACAAAAACAAGAAAAACCUCUUCACAACAGUUGACCAGAUAAAGAAGACUCUCCAGGAGGUAGGCGCAUCUGUGUCAAAGUCAACAAUUAGGAGAAUAUUUCACCAGAGUGAAUACAGAGUGUUUACCACAAGGUGUAAACCACUGGUGAACCUCAAAAACUGGAAGGCCAGAUUAGAGUUUGCCAAAAAACAUCGAAAAGAGCCUAUGAAGUUCUGAAACAGCAUCCUAUGGACAGAUGAGACAAAGAUCAACUUGUACCAGAGUGAUGGGAAGAGAAGAGUCUGGAGAAGGGAAGGAACUGCUCAAGAUCCAAAGCAGACCACUUCAUCAGUGAUGCAUGGUGGUGGUGGUAUGAUGUCGUAGGCAUGUAUGGCUGCCAGUUGAACUGGUUCUCUUCUAUUUAUUGAUGAUGUGACUGCUGGCAAAAGCAGCAGAAUGAAUUCUGAAUGUUUCAGGCAAUAUUAUCUGCUCAUAUUCAGCCAAAUGCUUUAGAACUCAUUGGACGAUGCUUCACGGUGGAGAUGGACAAUGACCCGAAACAUACAGCGAAAGCAACCAAAGAGUAUUUUAAGGCAGAGAAGUGGAAUGUUCUGCAAUGGCCAAGUCAAUCACCUGACCUGAAUCCAAUCAAGCUGCAUUUCACUUGCUGAAGACAAACAAAAGGGAAAAUGCCCCACGAACAAGCAGGAAGUGAAGACAGCAGCAGUAGAGGCCUGAAGAAAACCCCUUCACAGCAGUUGGCUGGAUCAAGAAGACUCCCCAGGAGGUAGGUGUAUCUAUGUCAAAGUCAACAAUUAGGAGAAUAUUUCACCAGAGUGAAUACAGAGGGUUCACUACAAGGUGCAAACCAUUGUUGAGCCUGAAAAACAGGAAGGCCAGAUUAGAGUUUGACAAAACACAUCGAAAAGAGCCUGUACAGUUUUGGAACAAUAUCCUAUGGACAGAUGAGACGAAGAUCAACUUGUAACAGAAUGAUGGAAAGAGGAGAGUCUGGAGAAGAGAAGGAACUGCUCAAGAUCCAAAGCAGACCACCACAUCAAUGAAGCAUGGUGAUGGUAGUAUAUUGGUGUGGGUGUGUAUGGCUGCCACUGGAACUGGUUCUCUUCUAUUUAUUGAUGAUUUAACUGCUGAAUAAUGCAGCAGGAUGAAUUCUGAAGUGUUUCAAGCAAUAUUAUCUGCUCAUAUUCAGCCAAAUGCUUCAGAACUCAUUGGACGAUGCUUCACAGUGCAGAUGGAUAAUGACCUGAAGCAUACUGCGAAAGCAACAAAAGAGUAUUUUAAGGCAAAGAAGUGGAAUGUUCUGUAAUGGCCAAAUCAAUCUGGGAGAAAUGGUGUAUUUUCUGGAAAAAUUCCAGGGGUGCCAAUAAUUUCGACCAGGACUGUAAAUGAUAUAAAAUGUGAUGCAAUGCCUAUACCGUUCACCUGAGUUGGAUGUAAAUACCCUCCAGUUAAGCUGAAAGUCUGCACGUAAAGCACAUCUUGAUUAUUCCAUUGUGAUGGUGUACAGAUCCGAAAUGCUAAAAAUUGCGUCAAAUAUUUAUGGGCCUGACUGUAUUCCCACAACCCAAAGGUACAAAACUGAUCAAGUUGUAGUUUAUACACGUCAUCUUAUAAACAUGUUCAUGGAGGCAGGCUAAUUAGAAAUGUGUAGUUGAGAAUAGACAAAUUAGAAUAGAAUUAAUUUAUUGUCAUUGCAAAUUUUGCAGGUGAUAAAUUUUUGAAUCAUAUAACAUUUAAGUGACGUUGCAUUGGGAUGUGCUCCGUUCUGUACACUGUAACAGUUGUAGACUUGUGGUUUGCAGCAUAACUGCAAUGCUGGAGCACCUUUUUUGAAUACAUUUCUAAUGUCCCUCUUGCAAAUUCAAGCAGCCAUCAUUUUUUAUGACACAAUUAUGCCUGUGUUACAGCUACACAAGUGCAACUGCUACACGGUUUCUCCAUAGUGCAUAUGCAUAAAAUGAAUCACCUAAGCUGAACUAAAAUAUCACUUAAUGAGUGUCAGCUACCUCACAUUUUCCUUUUCGGAGAACUGUAAGUUCUUCUUGUCCACCUAGUGGGGAAGAUUGUGUGAUGUAAUUGAAUGCGGUGAAACAAAUGGACCUUGUGGUGAAAUUGUUUUUAUUGGUUAAUGUCAGUGACAGAUAGCAGUUACUGUUUAGGGAUCAUGUAUCAGUUUGCAUAAAAAACAAGAGUGCCUUUUGGUUCAUUUAAAAUAACAGUGUGCAGAAACUCCAUUCAUUGGACUAAAAAGGAAGUGUCCUGCAUCCAACAGUUUUUUGUAAUGUUCCACAAGACAUUCAUUGCUGCUUUACACAGUGCUUGGCUAUGCGAGCUCCAUCUGCAGUUUUCACACAUCUAUAGUACAAUUCACAUGAAAACUCUAAUUUUGCAAUUAAAGAGAGGUAGUAGAGGAGACCUCGAGCAGAUAGAAGUGCUUUCAUUUACAUAGUCUGACAUAAAGACUUACAAACAAGUUAAUUCAAUCCAUACUCAACUCCUUAGGAUUAACAGUUUUGAUCAGAUCACACAGAGCUUUGCUUGAACUUUGGUUGAUGUGCAAUAUAUUUUAAUAUCCUCCAAUCAUGCAUCUGUACAGAGGUUAUGGACAAUCUUACAUACACACAAACAUACAAUGAUAAUAUUCUUGUGUCAUAUGAACACACUUCACAUGCACACUGGAUUGUGAAUUUCCCCAGAAGGAUCAAUAAAGUUGAUCUUCUCUUACACCCACAUAUAAUGAACUUAUUAGUACUUACAGGUAAUUUGUUCAGGUCUGGUGGCUGUAUGAACACUGCAGGCUGGUGUAAUAUAAAAUAAUGUUUCUCACUUCUAUCUGGAGAAGAGAAUGCUGUAGCCACUGCUUAUCUUUCAUCUUCCUCUCCAUCUCCACACCACAUCAGUUCUUAAUGGAAUUAAGAAUUCAUUCAAUUAUUAGUGGGUAAUCUCUUUUGGAUGAAUCCUCUUGACAAAGGGUAAAAUGUUUUAAAGGAAAAAAUCUGUAGUUUUACAAAACUAAGAUGUAUUUUUUUGUUCUUGUCAUUCUUUUUGCCUGUGAUCAUUUACUUACCUUUUAACCUUGGGUCACAAGGACCCCACAGGGAGCAGCAAACAGGAGCUGUUUACCCAGGUUUCCUAAAAUACUUCUCCGAUUCAUUAUCAGGGAAGAUACCAAGCAGUUACUAAUAUUGUUGAGAAAUGAACUGGGUAAUUAUAUCACCACCUGUGCAAAGAUUGAACAUCUUCAAUCUUCUCCCUCUUUGGUUUGAUUUUCAUGUCCCUUGUUUUUCUUUGGUUUCAAGUUGAUUUGUCUUUUACAUGACACAUUUAGACUGAAGCAAUAUUUAGUGAUGAUAGUGAUUUUUAUGGAAGUGCUAAUAGCUUUAAUACGUGACACAAACCCCAAAUGUAAUAGGAUGAAAUGAGUCUAAAUGCAGUACUGAUCUCAUUGUGUCUCACAACUAGUUACUUUAUUGAUAGAAACAAAAUAUUAAAUUAGUCUUUCUAAUUUAAGUUCUUUUUUCUUUCUUUUUCCUUUGGCUAGAUACAGAUUUACACGAGACAUUCCAAAAUUGAAGUAGAUUGAAUAAAUCUAAUUUGAAACUGGUAGUUAAGAACUUCUUCUAGCUGGGUAAAGAUGCAGAAGAUAUUUCUUUGCAUCUCCUCAACUGCUUAAUUUUAGAUACAAAGGGCUAAAAGUAGUAGUAGUAGUCUAGUGACUGCUAAACCACGGCUUCCAGGCACCUGGAGGUUAAUUAAAGUUCUGUGAACAAAAUUAUUAUUUAAGUGCUGCAGUUUGUCCCAUCACAUCAGAAUGACAGCUAACUAUGACUUUCAUUUUCAAAUUAGAAAAUUUAAAUGUACACUGCAUCUUUGAGCAACUUUGAAAUUAGACAGAAAGACAUUCUGGGGAUAGACAACAUCUAAGAUGGAAUGAGAUUAUGUGCUAUUGUACAUUUAACAACCACAACAUUACAGCCACUGAUACAUGAUGUGACAAUACAAUGUUCUGCUGGGAAACCUUGGGUCCUGGUAUUUAUGUGGAUAUUUCUUUGACACGUACCACCCACCUAAACUUUAUUGCUGACCAGACACAAAGGAACAGCUCAAGGAACACAAGAGCUCAAGACAUUGGGCUAGCAACUAAACUCCUGCUGUCAGACACCACAGGAUACCCCCAGAGACACCAAUGAGUCAAAGGUUGUGUUGGCCACACAAGGGGGUCCUGCACAAUGUAAGACAGGUGGUUUUAAUCUUGUGGUUGAUCAGUGUAUAUUACUGUUUCUACAAUACUAGAAAACUUUUAGCUUUAGUUGGGAGCUUUGAAAAUGAUUGGAACUCUAAAUGUUGUUGAAAGAUAAUUAAACUCUACUGACUGUGGGCUUGGUCAUAUAAAUCACUGGCAGGUUAACAUUGCUUCACAUGCUAUUGCAUUACAUGCACUGGCAAAGGUUCAUUAUCAGUUAACCUGGCUAGCUGUCUCACUAACCAAAAUGCCAGUCAUUAACUGUAUAUAACCUUCGUUUUAGACUCUGCAGCAUCCUUCUCAGAAGUCAGGACAGUAAACAUAUCUUUGCUUUAGAUUUACUGAGCUAUGUUCUAUAUCAGCAUUUAAUAAAGAAUGCGAUAUGAAAACAAUGAGCAAGUACAUUUUCAGACCUUGACUAUUGGCAGUGCUAAUGGUAAUACCCUCAGCUUAAUUGUAUUUAGUGAAAAAGACUGUGUCAAAAUAUAAGUGUGACCAGGCUGUCAGUAAGAUGAAAAUUCUGUGGUUUAAGUCAGUUUCUCAGUGUGUGCUGAUGGUUUGCCAGCACUAAUUUCUUUGGAAUAUGUUAGAUUAUUCUCUUAAAGGAAUAUUAGUAAAGGGGAAUUGUAUUAUUUUCCUUCUUAUGUAGGUUCCUUUUGUCUGGUGAAAGCUAUUUGAAACAACAUACAGAAAUGUACACUCAAUCAACAAAGAAAGUAUGCUGAGAGGUUUAUAACCAUAAAAAUGAAAAUGCUCAUUUUAGAGUGUUACAAACACAUUUAUGCUGUUAAAAUAUGCUUUGUCAUUUCUGCAGCUGUCACUUUCAUGAGACACUUUUGUGAUUUAAUGCAUGGGAGUCAGUUUGCUCACUGUAUUGGUUAAACUGACUUCCAGUGUACUCAGUCUGUGACAGUAGUAUAAUGUCCACAGGAGCUUUGUUAAGUCUAAAAAUACACCUCUAAUGAUGAUUAUCUUAGGUUGGAUUGUGUUACAAACUGGAGAUAAAUGCUGAUAAAUGCAUUAAUGAUGCUUUGCAUUAAGGGAAAUUAAGUAUCCUGUCAUUUUAGUGCAUGAUCCAUAAGAAGGACUAAAAUCAGGGUGUCUUGGGCCAUUUUUCAAAAAAUGUCUCUUGUGACUGAUUUAUGCAAGUGUAACUCUAUUGGUUGUAACACUAUAGUUGGAUCCUCCUUUUAAUUCUACAGGGGAAGAAAAGCUAUUUAAAAGCACAGCAAAUGUAUUUAUUGAAUUUGGAUUAUUGACAUUCUAUGGAGGACGUCUCCUUCAGUGAACACAGCAGGACUGACUUUGGUCACAGAAGUGAAUAAACACUCAGUUCUGAUGAGAAGCUGCCGCUUGUUACUUCUACACUUUUUUGGACUCUCUGAUCUGAGUGCUAAAGUGCCAUAAGAAAACAUUCCAAAUUCAUCCGGGUUUCAUAUUCCACAGCUGGACUCCACGGGGCAGCUGAACCAGACCUGGUUUUAGCAGUGACAAAGAAAAAAUGUAUGGGGCUAAGAUGAGCCACUUCAUGUUGUUUAUCUGUGAAAAUGCCAUUUAUACUCUUACUACUUAUGCCAACAUUUAUUGUAACAACCUCUUAUACAACUGCCAUUCAUUGAUCCAGAGGAACAAUCUGGAAAUCAAAAGCAGGAUUCAGAGGAUUCUACAGAUUAUUCUAUAAUAAUGAUGAUGAUGAUGAUGUUUUGUUAAUGAAAGUAUUCUGUAUUUAUUUUCUUCUUUCGAAAAAAAAGAUUAUUUGUGCGUGUGUGGGGGGAAGGGGUGUAAUUUUGUACAGGAUCCGAUUACCUCUGUGUUGAAAUGAUAACAGUGAGCCAUAUUCAAUGUGAGAUACCCUUCUAAAUCAAGAGGAAAGGGCCAUACAGCUGCUGAAUUAGUAUGUUUUGUUUUGUUUUGUUUUUCUUACCAUUUACUGAAUUAUUUAUUUUGUAUUCCUGUAGCAAGCUAACUGUCUGUGAUUUUGGGAGGAAGUGUAGAGCAGUAACAACGUGGCAUAAAUGUAAUCAGGGGAAACAGAGAGAUUUUUAGUGUCCCACUUUGUUCAGUCCUGCAAAUGAUGAGUCUUCAGACAUGAUACCAUUAGAUUUUAGAUUUUUAAACUUAAAACACUGGCAUCAUACUUGGAAAUGCAAAAAUGCCUGGCAGAGAAUGGCCAAACCUUCAAACAGCUGUGGUUCAAAAGUGAGAGAUGUGAGAAUGAACAUAUAAAAGGUUGAAAACUGUGAAAGAUAAGGGCUGCCAUUAUUGUAACAAGUUGUUAAUAUAAUUUUAAAUGUCAUUUUCUGUUUGUUUGCAUGAGAUCUGGGUCAAAAUUAUAAAUGAAAAAAAAACCCUACUAAACAUGAAAAAAAAGUAAAAAGACAACUAAAGAAAUGACAACUUAACAUCAUAUCUUGGUUAAAAGGAUUUCUGCUUUUUAUUUUUAACAACUGUUAUGAAAAUUGACCUCUUGAUUAUAUAUUAAAACCUCCUGCAACUCACACCAUUUCUUUAUCAAUGUCUGUAUUACUAACAAAUUCUGUAUAUGAUUAAAUUAUGCAGACAUUAUCACCAAAGGAAACUUAACUUAAAAUUAAUCAUGAAUUUAAAAUUUGAGUUAAAUUUUUUUCUUCUACUUUAAUGUUAAUUUUUAAUUGAGCGUUGCUCUACUAAAAGUUAAAUAAUAAGCUGCCUUUAAAUUUCAAAUUGUUCAUUUUUCUUUACCAUAUUGGCAGUCCUUUAAAGAUGACAACCUUGGAUGUAAUGCUGUUGAAAACCACUGUAACUCCAAACAAAUGCUGUGUUUGAGCUUUGUGUGCUUUUUUUUUCCUCAGGAAGAGAUGGGAAAUGUAGUCUACAAAAUCAGGGUCUCCCAGACAUGGUGAUCUGUUACUCUGUGUGCGUGUGUGCGCGUGUGUGUGUAUGUAUGUGUGUGCGUGUGUGUUUAGGAGUUCAUGUGUAAAGUUUGUAUAUGUUUCAUUUGUAUAUAUUACCAUUUGGAAGAUGCACUGUGUGUCUUUAAAAAGUGCUUCCUGAGUACCUUGUUUUUUAUGUCGGGCCUUUCCUCAGUACGGUCUAGUAGCCUCAUAGAGUCAUUCUGUAUAUUAACUCUCCACUUGUACCUGCGACCAAUCUCUUGUGCUUGUACAGAAAAUGAUGGGGGUGUUUCAUGACGCAUGCAGACACAAUAUUAUACUUAUGAAUCUAUAUCUAAGUUAGAAACAUGUAUUUGGUUUAUUUAUGCUCUUAUUUAUUGAUUUUUCAAACUACAACAUUUUGUUGAAGUGGUUUACCAUGCUCUUCUGAUCUUCUGUUGUAUUGUAAAGAAACUAUUUUAUGUCCAUAACUAUCGAUGAACCCUUAAUAAAAUUAACUAUCAA
Molecule: messenger RNA, 16935 nt
Organism: Amphiprion ocellaris (clown anemonefish)
Lineage: Eukaryota; Metazoa; Chordata; Actinopteri; Pomacentridae
Product: disks large-associated protein 1-like
Exons: 15
Coding region: 253-3777 (1174 amino acids)
Biological process (GO): signaling
Cellular component (GO): postsynaptic specialization; glutamatergic synapse
Molecular function (GO): molecular adaptor activity
Source: RefSeq, a predicted model, not a curated record